GCCUACUGUUGAGCACAUAUUGGAGGUAAUCAAUUCAACUUAAAGUCAUUUCUCUUUCAUGUCUGCGUAACAAUGAUUCGUUUAGUUGUAGGAAGCUUUCUAGUUAUAAGCCAUAUUUAUUACGCGGAGCUUGCACCCACGGAAAAUUAUCCUUAUUCCGAAGCGCUGGCGAGCAACUAUAUGCUCUAUUGGAAAUACAAUGACACGCAUAUAACGUUCGAGACACACGUGCAAGCGCAUGGAUUUACAGGUUUUGGUAUAUCCGUGAACGGUUCCAUGUUCCCCGGGGAUGUCAUAAUUGGAUACGUUUCCCACCAUAACGUUCAUCUUAAUGAUUAUCACACCACAGCUCAUGCCCCUCCAACCAUGGACAGCUCCCAGGACUGGACGCUGAUCAGUUCCAAGGAAAACCAUGACAGCACAGUUCUUAAAUUCUCCAGGGCUCUUAACACUCACGACAGCGAUGAUAUUCCCAUUCAUGCUGGUGUAACUCAUGUUAUAUGGGCAUACACUACAACUGACCCCAAGUCUCCAACAGAGCUGAUUUACCAUGCCGCUAACCGUGGAAGCAAGGACAUCAAACUCAUCGCUAAAGGCACAGUUCCUGUUGGCAAAUGAAUAUUUUAAUUUUGAUAUAUUGUUUAAACAUACAGCAGUGCAUAUCAAGUAUUACAAGUGAUAAAUCAGUAUUAUUAAUCAAGAAGAUAUUAAAUUAGUAUGAAAUAAAGUGGCUAUUUUAAACCU
Mercenaria mercenaria is the source of this 744-nucleotide messenger RNA. Its product is annotated as DBH-like monooxygenase protein 1 homolog. Bases 73 to 618 code for a protein of 181 amino acids. Gene Ontology annotation, biological process: octopamine biosynthetic process; norepinephrine biosynthetic process; dopamine catabolic process. NCBI's taxonomy places the organism in Eukaryota, Metazoa, Mollusca, Bivalvia, Venerida, Veneridae. The transcript is spliced from 3 exons. Gene Ontology annotation, cellular component: secretory granule membrane. The record is from RefSeq and is a predicted model, not a curated record. Gene Ontology annotation, molecular function: dopamine beta-monooxygenase activity; copper ion binding.